Molecule: messenger RNA, 1096 nt
Organism: Caenorhabditis auriculariae
Lineage: Eukaryota; Metazoa; Nematoda; Chromadorea; Rhabditida; Rhabditidae
Source: the annotation of a GenBank genome assembly
AUGAGCCGAGAGUAUAAAAAAGAAUUCCAAAAAGGGAAAGAGCAUUCCGAAGUCAUGCAAACCUUCACGCUCAUGUUUCUGGUUUUCGUUUUCCUCGGCCUUCUGCAUUUCGCCGACGCCGGCACUGUUAGUUUUCGUUUUUCGUUUUCUAGGAAACUUCUCGGGCCUUCGAAACGCGAACGGGACGCGAAUCGGACGUGUCGAGAAAUUUCUAGUGGCCACUUUAGUAGCCUCAGCUUUCUUAAGGGAUCCCUAGAAGCGCUUAGGAAGUCCGGAGCACGUCCGUUUCGCGUUACCAAUGUCCGAGUUUUUGUCGUACUUCUUUGACAUGGGGCGCCACAACUCUUUCUCUGACAUACACUAUUUCGUCGUUAUCUAGCUGCGAAGAAACGACGAAAUAGUGUGUGUCAGAGAAAAAGGUGUGGCGCCCUUAUGGCGCUCCAUUCUGGAACUGCAUUUUGAGCCUAACCAGGGAGCGUUUUAGUCCCCGGUUGAUUUUUCGAUGGAACUUUUCCGAAAUGUACUUCAGGACCUCCUGAGUCUACGACGAGAUACAAUUUCUCGCAAUGGAUCUGGUUUCCGAGUUAAGACGCUUCGAAAGCUUGAAAAAGCGCCGUUUUGUCAAAAAUUCUUUUUUUGCAAAAUUGAAGCUUUAUAACUCGAAAAAAAACCUAUUGCGAUAAAUUUAAUUUUUUUCUGGGAUUAGUAGGUCAUUUCCCUAGUAAGUGAACUUUAAUCGCAUAAAAAGUGCUGUCAGUUUGUGAGCCAAUCAUUUCAAUCUUAAAUUCUUUUUUUCAGCUUUUUUUAUUCAAAAAUAUCAGGAUAUGUAAAGCUUAGUUUAUCAGUCUUUGCUCAGUAAUUUAACUUGUCAGAUUGAAAAAAAACAAAUGAAAUUAGCAAGAGAUCAUUCCCCAUAUACUGGGAUCAGGGUUAGGUUUUCUUCAGAAAAUUGGUUACGACAUAAUUUUCGGAAAAAAAAACAAUCCGAAAUGUAUUUUUUAAUAGUCCCACUUUUCAGUUGACUUUGGAAGAAAUGCUCGCAGAGAUGAUCAAGUUCGACAAGAAGUAUCCUCCUUCCACCAACUCGAACGAAUAG